Enterobius vermicularis (human pinworm) is the source of this 405-nucleotide messenger RNA. The record is from the annotation of a GenBank genome assembly. NCBI's taxonomy places the organism in Eukaryota, Metazoa, Nematoda, Chromadorea, Rhabditida, Oxyuridae.
AUGCAUAUUUACAUAUGCAAGUCAUCCAAGCUUCAAAAAGUUCUUGAGACAGAACUAAUAGUAUUGCUAGACCAGUCUAAGGCAAUAUCAUCAUCAUCUUUGUUGGUGCCGUCAUCAUCAUUAUCAUCAUUUCAAUCAUUUUUGUGUCAUCAUCAACAGCUCUACAAACUGCAUGCUUCGUGUAGCAAUAUUAAAGCAUACAAAUUGUUACCGGUACAUUUGACCCGUUAUGCAUCAAAUCGUACCGUUAAACUAUGUUGGUGUUUGGGACGACUGUGUAACGACUAUCCAUCGACGACGUCAGCUGCUGCCGAAUCGUCAACAGUUUUAGGUGUCCGCAGUAGACGUGAAAAAUUUUUUUUGCAAAUAAUUGUUAUAAUUGUGCUUAUGUUAACUCGUCUGUGA